ACAGAAACCAGUGGACUCUGAUGUCCUUGAAUGCUGUAAAUUAGCUCUGAAGGAAUGGACAACUCCAACAAAAAAACCCACAUGAGUCUUCUGAGAAGCCAGCAAGGGAACUAGAAAACCCAGCUUGAUUUGCAAAAUCUCACCUGACCCAUGCCUGACUCUCUGCUAAUGCAACGCUAAUUUAUGACACCUUUGUACAUCAGAUCCAAGGAUGUUUGUGUUGCUUUACGUCACAAGUUUUGCCAUCUACACAAGUGAACAACCUCUUCAAAGCCAAUUCAAAGGAGAAAAUUACUACACCAGAUACAUCUGUAGCAUCCCUGGUUUGCCAGGCCCUGUGGGUCCCCCUGGAGCCAGUGGAUCCCCAGGGCCACAUGGACGCAUUGGUCUUCCAGGAAGAGAUGGUAGAGAUGGCAGGAAGGGAGAAAAAGGUGAAAAAGGGAGUGCAGGUUUAAGAGGAAAGACUGGGCCAUCAGGACCAGCUGGAGAGAAAGGAGACCAAGGUCAGUCUGGUAAAAAAGGACCUGGAGGAUUGACUGGUGCCAAAGGUGAAGUAGGUCCAGCUGGACCACCUGGACCUAAGGGAGAGAAAGGAGACCGAGGAGAGCCAGGUGCACCAGGGGUCUGUAAGUGUGGAAAGAUAGUGCUGAAAUCCGCCUUUUCUGUUGGCAUCACCACCAGCUACCCAGAGGAAAGAUUACCAAUUGUAUUCAAUAAAGUCCUCUUCAAUGAGGGGGAGCAUUACAACCCUUCCACAGGGAAGUUUAUUUGUGCCAUCCCAGGGAUUUAUUAUUUUUCUUAUGAUAUCACCUUAGCAAACAAGCAUCUUGCAAUUGGGCUGGUUCACAAUGGGAAGUACCGGAUAAAGACAUUUGAUGCAAACACAGGCAACCACGAUGUAGCUUCUGGAUCCACAGUGAUCUACCUUCAGCCAGAAGACGAAGUAUGGCUUGAGAUCUUCUACACUGACCAAAAUGGUCUCUUUUCUGAUCCAACGUGGGCAGACAGUUUGUUUUCUGGAUUUCUCUUGUAUGUUGAUACAGAUUACCUUGACGCUUUAUCAGAUGAAGAUGAGCUCUGAAGCAGAUGAUGUCAAAUGACAUUCAAACUGAACGCCCCAGUACACUUUAUCUAGCUGUGUGGGGGACACAAAGUUGAAAAAAAAUAAUCUGAGAGUUUAUUUUUGCUUUGAUAGGAACUAAAUAUGAGCUCAUAAAGAUCUUUCCAGAAUCUAAGCUGGAUUUUUUACCAAACAGCAGGGAUAUCAAAAGGAACUGUAAUUAACAAAAGACUGCAUCACUCCAGGACUGACUCCUCCUGAAAGUUAUGUUUAAAAUACUAUUUAAACAAAUUUAAGAUACUGUACAUGGGAUUUUAUAUAAAAUAUAUUAAGUUGCAAUGUAGAAUGGAUAUUUUGUAUAUGACAUUAAAGUAAAACUAAACAA
Molecule: messenger RNA, 1445 nt
Organism: Antrostomus carolinensis (chuck-will's-widow)
Lineage: Eukaryota; Metazoa; Chordata; Aves; Caprimulgiformes; Caprimulgidae
Gene: C1QTNF7
Product: C1q and TNF related 7
Exons: 3
Coding region: 212-1081 (289 amino acids)
Molecular function (GO): protein binding
Source: RefSeq, a predicted model, not a curated record